Messenger RNA from Andrographis paniculata, 2598 nucleotides. RefSeq lists its product as uncharacterized. NCBI's taxonomy places the organism in Eukaryota, Viridiplantae, Streptophyta, Magnoliopsida, Lamiales, Acanthaceae. The transcript has 4 exons. The record is from RefSeq and is a predicted model, not a curated record. Bases 400 to 2370 code for a protein of 656 amino acids.
AAAUUUGCGGAGGGGAGGGGAGGGGAGGGGCUCCAUUGGAAAACGAAUCCCAUGCAAUACUACAAACAUACAUACAUACAAUACUAGUCAGUGUGUGUCAGUGUGGGUAGUUGCCGUGUGGACGAAGGAUCGGGGCCCUCUGCAACAGUGACUGUAUCAUUUCAAUCACUCACCUAGCUCAUUUAACAGCUCGCCUUCCUCCAUUGAUUAAAUUAAUGGAGUCUGAGUCCGACCAUGGAGGAAGACACUCUACGCAACCACGAUUCACCAGCAACUGAAAACAGAAAAAACGCAGUAACAGUGGGUGAACAGAGAAAGCAGCAGCAAGUUAAUUAAAAGUGGGAAUGAGAGAAAAGAAAACUUGACGUAUUUUUUUAUGCGAGAGAGAGAGAGAGAGAGAUGAAAAGUGGGGAAGGGGCAGCAGAAAAGGGCGAAAUUCUGGGGGAAAAGUUGAGGAGAGUGGGGAAAAGAGGGGGACACGCCACUCCAGUAGCCUCUUUUUGGAGACCUAAAGAUCAAUCUCAGUCAUUAGUUGUUGUUGAAGACGCCCAUUUUCAGGGCUCUCGUGUUUCUGCAAGAAAGCUCGCCGCCGCCCUUUGGGAGCUCUACCACUACAGAAUCUCCCUUCAUAAAAUGCACCACGCCGCCGGCCCUCCUCCCCGCCUCCGCCGCCUCAACCACCAGCAGCACCUUGAUCCAUCGCCUGACCUGCCAGGAAGUUCAAGCAGUUUGCGGAGACUUGUCGCUGCGUCGCUAAUGCAACAUCAUCAUAGAUCAUCUGAGAGGAAUAAUAAUCAUGCUAUACAGCCGGUGUCCCCUGCAAGCUACGGCAGUUCCAUGGAGCUUGCGCCGUAUAAUCCGGCAGUUACACCCACGAGCUCUGUGGAGUAUAAAGGAAGACCUGGGGAGACGAGUUAUAGCCUGCGAACAUCGACCGAACUGCUUAAGGUUUUAAACCGUAUCUGGAGCCUUGAAGAGCAGCAUGUAUCGAACAUGUCUCUGGUUAAAUCGUUGAAGAAGGAGCUGGAUCACGCGCGGUCACAAGUCAAGUUGCUACUGAGAGAACAGCAAGCGGAUCGCCAUGAAAUGGAUGAAUUGAUGAAGCAGAUUACAGAGGACAAACUAGCAAGGAAGAACAAGGAGCACGAUAGAAUCGGUGCAGCUAUUCAAUCGAUGAGGGACGAACUGGAGGACGAGAGGAAGUUGAGGAAGCGUUCGGAGAGUUUGCAUAGAAAGUUAGCCAAGGAGCUUUACGACAUCAAAACAACUCUUGCUAGUGUCUCUAAAGAGCUCGAGAAUGAAAAGAAGUCGCGUAAUCUGUUGGAAGACCUCUGCGACGAGUUUGCACUCGGAAUAAGGGAUUAUGAGAAGGAAGUACACGCCUUCAGACAAAAAUCCGACAAGGAUUGGGCGGAGAGAGCUGACCGGGACCAAUUGAUUCUUCACGUCUCCGAAUCAUGGCUCGACGAGCGGAUGCAGAUGAAGUUGCAAUCGGGACAUGGAACACAGAAAUCUGCAGUGGACAAAUUAGGCUCGGAACUUGAAGCAUUCGUCCACGCUAAAAGAAACAGUUCUGCAAAGACUAUCAGUAAGCGGGAUCCUGCAUUCUUAAGAAGUUCCCUGGAAUCAAUCCAUCUAAAUAUGGCUGUCAGCGCUCCUCGAGACGAAGAUGACGAGGAUGAUGACUCUGCAGGGAGCGAUUCCAACUGCUUCGAGCUGGAAAAAAUGAACGAAACCAUCCCGAGACCUCAAGGACAUGAACAGAAAAGGGAUACGAAGGAUGAAUCCGCAAGGCAGAAGCCUGAAAAGAAAAAACUAGGAUCUUCCGACAGGGUCUCAGCUGGAAAAAGUCCGUCCAGUCUCCAGGUAAAGUUUGAGAAACAGAUGGCUCAAGCAGUUUCGCUCGGUGAAAUGACAAGCCACAUUGACGACACUGAGGGCGCAUCAAACACAGUCGAAGAGCAGAAUUCGAAGACAGCCGAAGCAUCUGCUUCGAAGGAACAGAGCUCUGAGAGGAAGCAAGAGCUCGAGGGAAUCGUCGGGGUGAAUUCUAACUACAUGAUUGAAAAUUUGAUCAGGAACCAUUAUCUGUUAUCAGAGAGCAUGAACACGAGCAAGCAAGCUGAUAAAGAGUACGGCGCAGCAGCUUCUUCAGCUGCGUGGAGGAGCCAACCGAGCCCGGUGCGCCGGUGGACAGAAAAGCUACCGUCCCAUCAUGAUGCGAAUAAAUCCGAGUCAUCUUCGAAACUUCCUCCAGACUUGAAAGAGAACACUCUGAAAGCGAAGCUGUUCGAGGCGCGAACAAGAGGCCAGCAGCAUCGAUCCCGGUCGCGACUAAAGACUGCGAUAAUCCAUUCCAGAAAUGAAUGAAGGUUUGGUGUUUUUUCCAUCAGCGCAGCUCGUGAGCUUGUUCUGUUGUAACUUGUUUUAGAUUAAUUUUGUGAAUAUAUAUAUAUCUAUCUAUAUGUUAAAGAGCGUUGCACUUUCAAGUCAUGCAUAUUCAUGUGUACCUGAACAUGAGUUAGUGUACUGUUAAAUUUCGAUUCUUGUUUAAGCACAAUAAAGGGAAAACCUUUUGUGAUGACGACCAAGUUGCAU